Paramecium octaurelia is the source of this 1559-nucleotide messenger RNA. NCBI's taxonomy places the organism in Eukaryota, Ciliophora, Oligohymenophorea, Peniculida, Parameciidae. The record is from the annotation of a GenBank genome assembly.
AUGAAAAAUCAUAAAAGUAUUAAAAACUAAUUUAGAUUAUUAUAUUUAUUUGAAUUAGUUUAUAAAUUAUUCUAAUGGUCAAUAGAAACUGAAUAUCAGCACAUUGUUAAUUAUUUAUUUAUCUUUUUAAGUAAUAAAUUAAUAACUGCUUGAUGUAUAUUGAUCCAGCAGACACGAAAGCAUGGGCUGAAGAAUUGAAGGAGUAAGAUUUUGUAUUAAUUUCAUUGUAGAUACCAAGGGAGUAGGAAACAAAAAGUGGAUUUUUAGAAACCAAAGAUCUUCACAUAAAAAGAAAUGAAAUUGAAACAGACUGAAUUCAAUCCUGUUUUAUAGACUUACCAAAAUCCAGAAAGGGAUGUUAAGGAGAAGGAAAAGGAUUUCCAGAAGACAUCGACAUUGGCAUAAAAGAAAAUGGUAUUGCGAUGUUAGAUUAGAUAGGAAAUGGUUAAGAAAUAUUUGCACGAAUAUGAUUUAGUUAAUUUAGAGCAUGUUUAAGGAAUAGAGAGACCUGAUGAGAGAGAGAAAACAAAAUAAUGUUUAGUAUUGGAUUUGAUUAAAUGUUAGUUACCACCCAAUUUUAAUGAUUAUAAUAUAAUAACAAAUGAGAAGAAGAGCGAAGAAUACUAUAAAAAUAUGAAGGUAGUUGUUUAGAAGCGAGUUCAUGAGAAGCCAGUGAUAAAUAGAAAUAAGCGAGAUUUCAAUAUCAUUACAAACAAGUUCGAAAUUAAAAUUAUACAGGUUUUUGGAUAAUCACGAAAUAAAAGCUUAAGAACAAGAGGCUGCUGUGAUGUCUGAUAUAAAUGAUAAAUGUAAAAGAGUCAGGAACUAUGAUAUUGUGGCAGGAACAUUUUAUAAUGAUGACAAAGAAUGGGAGUAUCAAUAGUAUUUUAUCCAAUAAAAACGAGGAAAUUGAAGCAGGACUAAUUGAAUCAUGGCAAACAAUUCAACGAUAGAUUUCCACCAUCUUGGAAGUUCAGAGAAUCAGUUUAUUUAGAUUAAACGAAAGAGAUCCCUGACGAAAUCAAGAUGAUAGAUGAGAUCAAUAGAAAUCACAAGAAGCGUUAUGAAAUAAGGCAUGUCUUGGAAAAUGAAUAUAGAGAAAGAGAUCUUUAAGAUCAAAUGAGAACUCAAGACAGAUUGAUAAAGAGACAUAAGUAUGAUGAUUUGAUCAAGAAAUAUGAUAAGGGUAAUAGAAAGUCAUAAUAUUAUCAAUAGAAUUCGAUAUCAUUACUUUGGAGAAGCCAGAAAUUGAUCAUAUUGUUAAGGCAUUGCCACCGAAACCUCCUCUAAAUUCUUGGGAUAAGGUUCAGAUGACAAAGUCAGUGUCAGAUGCUCCAAUUCACGAAGUAAGCAUUCCUGAAGGCAUUGAUUUUAAAGAUAAUGUUCAAAAUCAACACGAAUCUUAAGGGAGAGUGAGGUUUCCAUAAGUACAUAGAUAAGGAAGUGAGAAAUCCUAAAAAUCUAUCUCUAAAUCUAAUAAAUCUGGACCAAAGUCAAUAGCUUAAUCAUAGAAAUCGAAUAUUUAAGGAACUGAAAUAAAGUCUGGAGGAUUUUUUUGA